AUGGCAGGGGUCGUCGAUGAUGCAUUACCUGUCCAUGCCCAGGAACAUGAAUCCAAAGUUGGCAUAGCUGAUGAUACUGAGGUUGAUGAUUGUCCUAUCGAGCAGGUUAGGCUAACAGUUCCAAUAACCGACGACCCAACUCAGCCAGCACUUACAUUUCGAACAUGGGUUCUGGGGAUGGCAUCAUGUAUUAUCCUUGCCUUUGUGAACGAAUUUUUUGGCUACAGAACCAACCCUCUAUAUGUUUCUUCUGUCUCAGCCCAGAUUGUUUCCCUCCCUCUUGGGAAACUUAUGGCUGCAACACUUCCCACAAAACAAAUUCGAGUCCCAUUCACAAAAUGGACUUUUUCUCUGAAUCCUGGACCAUUCAAUUUGAAAGAACAUGCCCUUAUCACCAUCUUUGCCAGCGCUGGAUCUAGUGGUGUUUAUGCCAUUAACAUCAUCACAAUUGUUAAGGCCUUUUACCACAGGAGCAUCCAUCCACUGGCGGCUUUCUUGUUGGCACUUUCAACCCAGAUGCUUGGCUAUGGUUGGGCUGGGAUUUUCAGAAAAUUCCUUGUUGAUUCUCCCUACAUGUGGUGGCCUGCAAACCUUGUCCAAGUGUCUCUAUUCAGGGCAUUUCAUGAAAAAGAAAAAAGGCCUAAAGGAGGAAACACAAGGCUGCAAUUCUUCUUCCUGGUCUUUGCAGCAAGCUUCGCUUAUUACAUUGUUCCAGGCUACUUUUUCCCAACAAUAUCAACUAUCUCCUUCGUUUGUUUGAUUUGGAAAAAUUCCAUCACUGCACAACAGAUUGGUUCAGGCAUGUAUGGCCUUGGCAUUGGAUCAUUUGGCCUUGAUUGGAACACUGUUGCUGGCUUCUUAGGUAGUCCUUUGGCUGUACCUGGCUUCGCCAUCAUCAACAUAUUGGUUGGAUUUGCGCUCUUUAUCUAUAUUGUGGUUCCCAUUGCCUAUUGGAAUAAUUUUUAUGAUGCCAAAAAAUUCCCCCUCAUCAGUUCUCACACAUUUGACUCUACUGGUGCAACAUAUAAUGUUAGUCGGAUUCUGAAUGCCAAAACCUUUGACAUUGAUAUGGAUAGUUAUAACAAUUACAGCAAGCUCUAUCUUAGUAUCACAUUUGCAUUUGAUUAUGGAUUGAGCUUUGCAACUCUUACCGCUACUAUUUCCCAUGUUGUCCUCUUCCAUGGAAAAACAAUCUAUCAGAUGUGGAGGAAGACAACAACUGCACUAAAAGGACAACUUGGAGAUGUGCAUACAAGAAUUAUGAAGAAAAACUAUGAACAAGUCCCUGAAUGGUGGUUUGCCACCAUUUUGGUUUUAAUGAUUGUUAUGGCCUUGAUAGCUUGUGAAGGCUUUGGCAAGCAGCUUCAACUGCCAUGGUGGGGAGUCUUAUUUUCUCUAUUAAUUGCGUUGGUUUUCACUUUGCCAAUUGGGGUCAUUCAAGCAACAACAAAUAUGCAACCUGGACUCAACGUGAUUACAGAGUUAAUAAUUGGGUACCUUUACCCUGGAAAGCCCCUUGCUAAUGUAGCCUUCAAAACUUACGGGUACAUCAGCAUGUCUCAGGCACUCGGGUUUCUUGGUGACUUCAAAUUGGGACACUACAUGAAAAUUCCUCCAAGAUCUAUGUUCAUCGUACAGUUGGUAGGUACAAUAGUUGCUUCAAGUGUCUACUUUAGCACAGCAUGGUGGCUUCUCACAACUAUUCCGAACAUCUGUGAUGCAUCAAUGUUGCCAGAGGGUAGUCCAUGGACAUGCCCUGGUGAUGAUGUGUUUUAUAAUGCUUCAAUCAUAUGGGGAAUUGUAGGGCCACAAAGAAUGUUUACCAAGGAUGGCAUUUACCCAGGGAUGAACUGGUUUUUCCUCAUUGGUCUACUUUCUCCUGUUCCAGUGUGGCUGCUUGCUCGCAAAUUCCCCAACCACAAGUGGAUUGAACUCAUCAACAUGCCCCUCAUCAUUGCAGGUGCUAAUGGUAUCCCACCAGCCAGAUCCGUGAAUUAUAUUACAUGGGGAAUUGUUGGAAUCUUCUUCAAUUUCUAUAUUUAUAAUAAGUUCAAGGCAUGGUGGGCAAGACAUACAUACAUCCUUUCAGCUGCUUUAGAUGCUGGAGUUGCUUUCUUGGGUGUGAUGCUCUAUUUUGCCCUCCAGUCUUAUGAUGUUUUUGGUCCAGCAUGGUGGGGUCUUGAUUCCACUGACCACUGCCCUCUGGCCAGAUGCCCCACAGCUCCAGGUGUAGUUGCCAAGGGAUGCCCUGUUCUCUGA
Messenger RNA from Gastrolobium bilobum, 2259 nucleotides. RefSeq names its product oligopeptide transporter 1-like. The coding region runs from base 1 to 2259 and encodes 752 amino acids. Lineage: Eukaryota; Viridiplantae; Streptophyta; Magnoliopsida; Fabales; Fabaceae. The record is from RefSeq and is a predicted model, not a curated record. The transcript is spliced from 7 exons. Gene Ontology annotation, biological process: transmembrane transport. Gene Ontology annotation, molecular function: oligopeptide transmembrane transporter activity.